Messenger RNA from Lachancea fermentati, 3552 nucleotides. The record is from the annotation of a GenBank genome assembly. Lineage: Eukaryota; Fungi; Ascomycota; Saccharomycetes; Saccharomycetales; Saccharomycetaceae.
AUGGCGUUCAAAUCGUUCAAAUACAAGUUCUACUCCAAGGGGUACCAUUGCUCUGCAGCUCAGAAGUCCGCGACUGCAUUUUUCGAUAGCUCGUAUCAAUAUCUUCGCCGGAACCAAGGCCUGGUGAACCAAGAGUCUUCGAUACCUUCUUCUCAUGCUGCUGGAGUUAAUCCACAUCCGGUUGUGGUUGCGAAUGUUAAUUACAGCACUGUAGAGCACAUCUUGCAGGUGGAGGCUGCUGAGGACUGCGGUGGAAAUGUGAAAAAGGAGGGCGAGUCUAGUGGCGAGGAUAACUCUAAGGGUCCACCAGAGGGUAGAAGGGCCAGUGUAAGUGGCAAAGGUGCUGUACAUGCUGGCCAGCGUCUCAGAUCACGGGGAAAUAACGAAAAUCUUCCGCUACUGCCGAAUCAAAAGAAUUUAGUCAUUGAUCAAAAGCUUUCACAGAGUUAUUAUUCCACCACGGCGACUGAUGCCGGAAAGCCCUCGCAGGUGGCAAAUUUACCUGCAGAGGAAACUAGAACGGUGGUCGAAGAAUCAAGCGGCCCCUGGGAACCAGAUACCGAAGAGGAGCUAAAUGUGGACACUUUUCUUCAAACACAAACAACGCAGAUCAGAAAGUGCUAUGAAGCUGGUCAAUACGACCAGAUUAAUGCACUUUAUCAGUCAUUAAAGCGUAAUAAUAUCGUGCCCCCUCUAGAGGUAUACUCGAUGGUUAUAGAAUCUGUGUGCAAGCGUGAACUCGAUAAUGACAACAUUGACAAUAGAAUGUUCCAGCUUUUAAAUUGCUAUCAAGACCUGCUUAACAAUAAACUCAAACCAACUGAUGAAAUAUACAAUAUGGUCAUUGGAUGCUUGUUGAACGGUUCCAUUGUAGCUUAUGAGUCUCAUAACCCAAAUGGUCUGGAUUUCUACAAAAUUGGGGCAGAUUUGUUUCAAGCUUCGAAUGCAAGAAGAUCACAACAAUUUUCCAAACGUCUGUUAGACUGUUUCCUUCUUUCAAUGAACCUUUACCCAGGAUAUGUGCAGCUGAACUAUGUCAAGAACGUAAUUCAUAAUUCGAGCUUGUACACGAAAAGUUCCUUCUACUACGUUGCGAUGAUUUCAUAUGCAGCCCGCUUAAAUGAUAACUCUGCCGUGAAGGAAUUAUAUUCAGAUUUCAGAACUCAGUGUUUGGGCAAUGAAAACUUAAAGUCGAAUCAAUUUGAGGUUUACAGCGCCGCUCUCUCCGGACUUGUAGAGACGGGAGAUAUGGCAUUGGCUAUAAAACUUCUUGAUAAAGUUUUAGCGGAUGUCAGAGAAAAGAAUGGUAUGGUUUCAAACCUAUCGUUAGUUCUGUCAAGUUUCUUAAUUUCAGUGAGCAAAGUUGACCCCCAUAAGUCAUAUAACUUAUGGCUAGAAUUUCGCAAAUUGAAGUGGUUCCCUGAAUUAUCUUACGACUUUUAUUUGACUUUACUAGCAAACAGCUUGAAAGAUUGGGAGCUUUCGAAGAGGAUAUACGAUUACAUUUUUCCUAUGACUAGAAGCCUGAACAGUAAAGCAGGCAGCUUUUCAGAGUUUUUGUUAAAACCGAUGGGCUUAGAAUCGGUGCUCAGCUCAUUUUUAGAUUACGCUUUACAGCUCAAAGAUGCUGAGGUAGUAAUGAAGGUACUUGAAGAAUCCAUAGUAAAAUCUUUCAAAUUCGAAGUCGGGAUUUAUCCGUUUGUUUUUCAGUUUUUAAAAUCCAUUCAGUGUCCGGACGAUUAUUUAUUACGUUUCAUCGCGUCACAUGGUUCUUUGAUGAAACAAAGCAAAGAUAAGUUCGAGUUCCUAAAUGGGCUGAUUGACAGUUAUCAAUCUCAAGUUAUCCUCACUAGGGUAACUGAGAUGAAAUUUUUUACUGACUAUUGCCGCUCUUUCAAUCCAGCGGAUAGUCGAUACAUAAACCACAGUGGUUUAAUAGCAUGCUUCCAGAGUCUAUGGAGGUCACCUCAAAUCAUCGAAAAGUACCUGUACAAUUUGGAGCUACAUGGUUUGAUUAUUGGGAAGAUUUACGACCUUGACAAUUACUAUAACGUCAUGGAGAAUGAGUAUCUAGUUGAAUUUAAGUCAGAUGUUACUGAGAAAUUCAAAAAGCUAGUAAUGAACUACAAAAGAUUGAGUUUGGAUCCCACCCAAGUCUCAGGUGUCGUUGUACAAGGCAUGAAGGCAGUGAAUUUAUCUGAUGAGUUUUCCAGCUACUUUACCCAUCCAGGUGAUUGGGACAAGUCAUACCCUCUAUCUCUCGGUUCUCUGAUUAGAACUUCUUUGAAUACAGGUAUAAAGACAUACCAGAGACUGUAUUCUGAGGGCUAUUGUUUCGACUACGACACUUAUAAAGAGCUUAUCUAUCAGAAAGUCAUAGAUGAGACGAUUAUCACCAAAGCAAUUGAACUUUGUCCAGAUGAGGACCAGCAUAAGUAUUUGAGCAAUUGUUUGGUAGUAAAAACUUUCAAUCAAGAUUUGGAAUCCAAAAUAGUUAAUCAUCCCAUGUUUGAAUCUAAAAUUCUUCCGUAUUUGAAGGAUAGUUCACUUUUACGAAUUGCAAAGAAUACGUCAAAUACGCGCAAAUUCGCACACAAGAUUCAAUUUCCCAAGAGAUUUAAGAGCAUUGCUGUACAAGCCGAAAAUAGAUCAACUAUUGGUUUUAUUUACGAACAUCUAUUCCUGGAAAAAGAUUUUGAUUCAAUUCUAAAGUUUAAUAAGGUUUGCCCAGUUUUGGAUGUUUCUCUGCUUCUAAAGUCCUGCGUGCGAUCGGGAAAUUACGAUGAGUAUGAAAAACUUUACGCAAAGUUCAAGAACAGCCUUGGUAAUGAGGCAUUAAAUGUGCAUGCGGAAUAUCUGGUAAAUCUAAACAAAAUCGAUGAAGCUAUCUGCUUGAUCAAAUCCGCACCUAAGGAUACCAAGCAUAAGUCGAGUGAUUUGCUGUCCUUCGCUCUAUUUUUGAAAAGUUUUAAAACAGACGUUUUGUAUGUGGAACACAUAGAAAACACAUUACAGUUAGCCAACGUGAUCUCGAUCCAGCAAUCAUUUUCUUCUAUGAUAUCUGUUUACCAGACGCUACUUGGCGAUCGGUCGGUCAUGCAAAAUAUGAAGCUGAAUAAAGCUGUGAACUUGGAAAUCGCGGAGCAAAUGUUAAACAAUCUUUGCGACGCACUUCAGUUUGUAGAUCUGAAGAAUGAACAUGCCCAGAAGGUUUUCUUCAAUAAAUUGAAGAACUAUUUGAGAUUUAGAGUUUUUUUAAAACUCCCAGAACUGAAUAAUCAUGAAUUCAACCAAAUUUUAGAACUAUAUUGCUUGUUAUCUCCCCCUUCUGUGGACAGAUUAUUCAACAAUAUUGUGGAAACUAUUUACUUGAACUCAGGUGCUAGGCAGCUAUAUCUUCAAAAUGACUUGAUUUUCAAGUUCACACCUGAGCAGAUUUCGAACAUUGUCGAUCGUAUUGGAUGUUUUUACCAUUCUGAAAAGAAUGAGGAAAAUGAACAGAAGGCUGAGGAUCUAAAAAAGCUUUUGAACCAGGUGUACCCGGUCGAAUGA